Actinia tenebrosa (Australian red waratah sea anemone) is the source of this 3042-nucleotide messenger RNA. RefSeq names its product inosine-5'-monophosphate dehydrogenase 2. Gene Ontology annotation, cellular component: cytoplasm. Lineage: Eukaryota; Metazoa; Cnidaria; Anthozoa; Actiniaria; Actiniidae. Gene Ontology annotation, biological process: GTP biosynthetic process. The record is from RefSeq and is a predicted model, not a curated record. Gene Ontology annotation, molecular function: IMP dehydrogenase activity.
AACAAUGGUUUGAAAAUUCAAUAGAACAAUCUCUUUGCAGUUACGGCUUCUGUUUGGAAGCAGCUUGAAGUCUAAUUUUUGUAAUACUAAAAAACAAAAGGCUUUGGAAACCAAAAGAAUAGCCGUUUGAUUUGAUGAAUUCUUAAUUGACGGGCUGGCUGUGCUUUUACUACGAAGACAUGCGCGUUUUAUUACAGUCUUAGUCCGCGUGCAUUCCCACGAGGGUUCGAAAAACAAAYCAUAUUGUUUCUGGUUUGAUCUUGGAAAAGAACUGCUAAAGAGCUUCUUAUUCUUAGCAAGCCCUGCUCUAGGAAUCAGAGUACAAGUAGAUCUGAAGGAUUUCUCGAUCGUAAAGACCUGUUGACUUACAGUAUUUUGAAAACAAGCUGUAGUAAAUAUUCUAAUAUUUACUAACUCCAGUUCAAGCUCAGAGGUAGAUUUGUGGAGCUUCAGACUUCAUAAGCAUAGGCUUCUUGAACACAAAAGAUCUGUUAUAUAAAUAUUCGCAAUGGGGUCAACAUCUAGCCCAGAUAAAACUAGCCAAAGCGUCAACUACUUGAUCAGUGGCCACACAAGCUACGUUCCCGAGGAUGGACUGAGCGCUUCAACGUUGUUUACUGGCUCCGAAGGCUUGACAUACGACGAUUUUAUCAUUCUACCCGGAUAUAUUGAUUUUACUUCAGACGAUGUUGAUCUGUCUUCAGCGCUGACUCGAAAUAUUACGAUCAAAACACCGUUUGUUAGUUCUCCGAUGGACACCGUGACGGAAUCGAACAUGGCUAUCGCUAUGGCUUUACAUGGAGGGAUAGGAAUAAUCCACCACAAUUGCAGCAUUGAAAUGCAAGCCAAUGAAGUAAGACAAGUAAAGAAGUUCAAGCAGGGUUUCAUAAAUGAUCCAAUAGUGCUGAGCCCUCGGCAUACCAUCCGAGAUGUCAUGGAAAUCAAAGAAAAAUACGGGUUUUCUGGAAUACCAUUAACUGAAAAUGGCUGCAUGGGCGGAGAACUAGCUGGCAUUAUUACAUCGAGAGAUAUCGAUUUCCUCACACCCAAUCAAUUCAACUCUCCCAUCUCAGAAUUCAUGACACCCAUGGCUAGUUUGGUGUUUGGAAGGGAUGAUUGUACUCUAUUAGAGGCAAAUGAAAUCUUGCAAAAAAGCAAAAAAGGGAAGCUGCCGAUAGUGAAUGAAAAUAUGGAGCUUGUGUCUUUGAUUGCUUAUUCUGAUCUCAAGAAAAACAGGAAUUUUCCUUUGGCUUCCAAGGACAAAAAGAAGCAGCUUCUAGUAGGUGCUGCAGUAGGAACACAUCAAGAGGACAAGCAGCGUAUAGAUGCCUUGGUUCAUGCUGGGGUUGAUGUCAUUGUGCUGGAUUCAUCCCAGGGGAACUCAGUAUUUCAAAUAGAAAUGAUUAAACAUUGUAAAGACAAGUACCCAGAACUUGAGAUCAUCGCAGGUAACGUCGUUACAGCAUCUCAAGCCAAGAAUCUCAUUGAUGCAGGUGCUGAUGGCCUUCGGGUCGGGAUGGGCAGUGGAUCAAUCUGCAUCACUCAAGAGAUCAUGGCAGUGGGACGAUCUCAGGCCACGGCUGUGUUUAAAGUCGCAGAGUACGCUCGUAGGUUUGGGAUUCCUGUUAUGGCUGAUGGUGGGAUUCGUUCUGUUGGUGACAUCACUAAGGCGUUGAGUGCUGGGUCGUCUACCGUCAUGAUGGGCAGUCUUUUGGCGGGAACCUCUGAAGCGCCUGGUGAAUAUUAUUUCUCUAAUGGGACCAGGCUUAAGAAAUAUCGUGGUAUGGGGUCUCUGGAUGCCUUAGAAUUCAAAUCAAGUCAGAGUCGUUACUUCGUGGAGAGCAAUCGAAUGAAGGUUGCACAGGGCGUAUCGGGUGCUGUAGUGGAUAAGGGCAGCGUGCAUCGAUUCGUGCCUUACCUUGUAUCAGGUCUUCAACAUGGCUGUCAAGAUAUGGGAGCAAAGAGCUUGUCUAUCAUGCGAUCCAUGAUGUACAGUGGUCAACUGAAGUUUGAGAAGCGAAGCAGUGCUGCGAAAAGCGAAGGAUCGGUGCACAGCUUACACUCUUAUGAAAAACGACUGUUCUAGACUUCCUCACUGGACACUACUCAUAGUAACUUUACUUUACUUUUCGUAUGACUGUGAAAAGCUCAGUGCCAUAUGCGUGACCGCGGUCGUAAUGUUUUCUAGAAUUUUGAUUGGCUGAGUUUUUUCUCGCGCAAUGUGAUUGGCCUGGCAGUGCCGAGACCGUUUUCGCGCCGUGUUUCAGGUAUUUGAUUGGAUGGUUGGCGUAUGCCUUGCUGUGUCAUGACAGCGAACUUUUCACAGUCAUACGAAAAUAUCUGGGCGGAACCUAACCUAAGGCAAGUUGAUAGUUUUCUCGCUGGAAAAGCAACAAUGUGAUGAAAGGAAAUCGCUUGAGUUUCUUUUCGUGUGGAAAUUUAACGGAGAAAAAACGUUUGGAUUUACAAUUCACUUUCUUUGAAUAGUCUAGAGUAGUUUUCGUGUAAUAAAUGCGAUAUUUAGCACAGUAUUAUGCUGUAAGCGUCUACAAGCUUUAUCAAAAAAAUCAUUUGGAAGUCAGUUUUUGGUUUCCCACUUAUACGAAACCGCUCUAUAAAUUGGUUACAUAUUGAUUAAAUUUCGCGGUUAAAAGUGUUUCCAAAAUGUGGAAACUGUAGUAGCUUGAUUAAGGCUAGUUAGUCUGGAGUGAUGAUAGAGUGCGUGAAAACUGAGUGUGUUUUCGCGUGAAAACGUAGUUGUUUUUGACUUGAUUGAAGAGUAAGGAAUUGAUGCGCGGAUAAUACUUUAAAAUUAACGCAUUUAAAAUUGUUAUUGUAAAACAUUGAGUUGAAUUAAGUGCGAUUUGAGUGUGCAAACUUAAUAUAUUAUAAAUCAAUUACGCAUAUCUUUUAGAAUCUUGGUGUAUCACUUGUCACUUAACUGUAUCCCCCCCUCCUAUUUAUUUUGAUAACUUUUGGUGCCACGGGCAAUUUUCUUUGCGCGAGUAUUACCAUCAUAAUAGUAAAGUGCACUCAACCUUU